Messenger RNA from Thelazia callipaeda (thelaziosis nematode), 1610 nucleotides. The record is from the annotation of a GenBank genome assembly. NCBI's taxonomy places the organism in Eukaryota, Metazoa, Nematoda, Chromadorea, Rhabditida, Thelaziidae.
AUGAUGCGUGAAAGCGAAGCUGCUCCUGUAAUUAUACUUAAUAAAAGUACCACUCGUGAAAGUGGUAAUAAAGUACAAUUUGGUAACAUUGCUGCUGCCAAGACUAUUGCUGAUGUUAUUCGUACAAGUUUGGGCCCACGUGCAAUGUUAAAAAUGUUGUUGGAUCCAAUGGGAGGAAUAGUUAUCACGAAUGAUGGUAAUGCAAUUUUGCGUGAAAUUACGGUGAAACAUCCAGCGGCAAAAACAUUAAUCGAAAUAGCUCGUACACAAGAUGAAGAAACUGGUGAUGGUACUACAUCAGUUAUAGUAAUGACUGGCGAAGUGAUGUCGCAAGCACGGCAGUUUUUAGAUCAGAAUAUCCAUCCUACUUCCAUUAUUCAGGUGGGUUAUCGAAUGGCUUUGGAAGAUAUGAUUGUGCUCGCGAAAAAGAAGUUCAGUAAGGUUAUUGACAUAAACAAUGACGAGGAGAUGGGUUCUGUUGUAAAAUCAUGUCUGGGUACAAAAAUGUUGUCGAAAUGGAUUGAUCUAGCUAUCAAAAUAGCAUUAAAUGCAGUCAGGACUAUUCGAGUCACUGAACAUGGCCAUGAAGAAAUCGAUAUCAAGCGAUACUGUCGUAUUGAGAAGAUACCUGGUGGACGUAUUGAAGAUUCUCAGGUGAUAAGAGGUGUAGUGUUAAAUAAGGAUGUGACGCAUGCAAAGAUGUCACGUUGUAAGGAAAAGCCGCGUAUUGUAUUGCUUGAUUGCAAUAUAGAAUAUAAGAAAGGUGAAAGUCAAAUGUCGCUCGAAAUCAUGAAAAAAGAAGAUUUCAGCAAAAUUCUUGAACAGGAAGAAGAAGCAAUUCGGAGAAUGUGUAACGAUAUAAUAGCUGUGAAACCAGAUAUUGUUUUCACAGAGAAAGGCAUUUCUGAUUUGGCUCAACAUUAUCUUCUACAAGCUGGUAUCACGGCAAUAAGACGUCUGAAAAAAAGUGAUAAUAAUAGAUUGGCUCGUGUAUCUGGAGCUACGAUCGUCAACGACACACAAAAUCUCCGUGAGGAGGAUGUUGGCAAAAAUUGUGAUUUGUUUGAAAUUACAAAAAUUGGAGAUGAGUACUAUACUUAUGUUACUUCGAAAAAAGCAACUGCAGAUGUUAUGAAUGAACUGGAACGAAACCUUCAGGAUGCACUGAAUGUAGUGCGCAAUGUCAUGUUGGAUCCACGGCUCGUUCCAGGUGGUGGUGCCUUGGAAAUGGCAUUAGCUCAUGCUUUAAAUGAGGAAGGUAAGUCAAUCGGAGGUGUUCGUCAGUGGCCGUAUAAAGCAGUCGCUCAUGCACUUGAAGUCAUUCCGAGAACACUGGUGCAAAAUUGUGGAGGAUCAACAAUUCGGCAGCUGACAGCUUUGCGAGCAAAACAUGCGCAAUCUGCUUCCAAUUGGACGUGGGGAAUCGAUGGAUAUACUGGUCAACUGGUUGACAUGAAUAUCACGAAUAUUUGGGAUCCGCUCAUCGUCCGCCUACAAGUUUUGAAGACAUCAAUUGAAACAUCAGUGAUGUUGCUAAGAAUCGAUGAUAUCGUUUCUGGGAUGAAAAAACGUGAAGAAACAGGGCAUGGUGACAAUAAUGAUUCGUAAAU